AUGUCCGUUUAUAUCGGCAAUUCCCGCGUUAUGAUUUAUUCCGAGGAUAACUCUUCCUCGCCGCACGCGGACUGGGUGGCGCUCCAGCAAUGGAUUAGUGGAGGAGAACAAACGUCGCUCGUGCACUCAUCGACCUCGUUGACAGCCUUUGGCUCACCACCGGAGGCGUUUACCAAGGCUUUCGACCAGUUCAACCAGAAUGUCGCCGAAUGCACUCACGACGCGGGUGUGGAGGUCGCGACUCUUGAAGAGGGACAAGACGAAGACGCCGACGCGGAAGGUGAAGAAGAUGACGGCGAGUACGUGACGAUGGCGGCCCUUGGCCUUCACGACGACGAAGCCGACGCGGAGGGCGACGAAGACGACGGCGAGUACAUGACAGUGGCGAGGUUUGGACCCGACAAGGACCGCGCGAUGCAGGGCGACGCGCAUGUUCUUUCGAAGACUCAUCCCAAGAUCGACGCUCACCCGACCAUUCUCUCGCGGGCCGAGGAAUCCUGCGUCGAGGCUAUGGCCUUCCAGAACCUCGACGCGCCAACCUCGAGCACGUCGAGCUUCGCUGACGUCGCUGUCAACAAUGGGAAUGGCGCCGGCGUCAACUUCGAGGCUUUCUCCCAGUGCGGGGCGCACGAUAACGAACACGCGGUGCCGCCAAGAGCAUUUUCUCGGGCUUCCGCGGACGCCUCUACGCUGUCCAUAUUUUCUCCGUGGACGAAGGAGGACCUUCAGCCAAUCCUGGAUAAUGAUAUUCUCUCAGCGUGGCGCGCAGACUUGGGCAAUUUCUAUCCAGAGCUCGCUCCCAGUGGCGACCCUGCCGAGUCAAUGUUCAUGGACGCUAUCAUGGAAGAGCACGAGGGCCUUCAAGGCAAUAUGCAGCUCGACGCCCGGCCGACCCUCGACGAGAUCAGCCAAGCGGUCGACAACGAUGGCCGGCCAUCGACGGCUUUCGUUGACACUGCCAUGCAUUCGGUCGCGUCGAGAUAUGGGCCUCUCCCUCAGCAAGUGUCCAACGACCAUCAUACGCCAAGGAGCGAUCUCGUCUACGUUGCUCGGGACAAUGUUGGUGCUCCGGUGUCCCUCGGAAGAGACGACAUGAGCACUCAAGGAACUACACCCGCCCAGGCGACAACAAAUACCCCUCAGGACGAGAGCGCUACAAUGAGCGCGAGCACGGCUCCUUCUGCCCAAGGAUCGUCGACCAACCUAUCUGCAGCACCAUCGAACGAACAGUCGAACAUGACGAUAGAACUCGAGGAUUAUGCUCCAGUACCCUCGACCUCAACGCCAGUCACCUUCACGUCUACUAUCGCGACGUACGACCUUCCCGCGUCCCUUUCGACAUCCGCGCCUGCGCCAGCAAAGCAUCGCGUGAUCACCGAAUGCGAGUACCUUGAAGCGAACGGCGAGAGAUGCGGUCACCCUUUCGGGGUCGACAUCAAUCAGAACCAGUCUAUGCGCGAAGUCGUCAAGGAGCACAUCCGCGAGGUGCACCUCAAGCCCGCCGUCGCUGCAAACCUGGGGCGGCCCCUCGACAAGAUCAAUCACAAUGAGGCCAAUCCGACGAGGAUCGAGUGCAGGCUGUUGCUGCCGACUGUGGUCAAUACCCCGUCUACGCGGAGACUGACGGGUGCGUGCGGUAAGGAGCUCAAGUACAAGUCAAUGCUGGGGCAUAUCGACAGACACUACGGAUAUCAAUCGGGGCCACGCAUGUGAAGAUAGUUCCGCGGGCCGCAGGCGAGGGAACUUCGACGAGGGAGUGUUUAGUAGUUGUAGGAUGAUAUGGAGUAGCUGAAGUCCCUUUGGAGCUUUCAAACAAUGUCUGC
Molecule: messenger RNA, 1823 nt
Organism: Schizophyllum commune H4-8
Lineage: Eukaryota; Fungi; Basidiomycota; Agaricomycetes; Agaricales; Schizophyllaceae
Exons: 4
Coding region: 1-1713 (570 amino acids)
Source: RefSeq, a predicted model, not a curated record